CGUGUUUCGCCCGGCCACGGCCGCUCGCGCCCGUGCCGCCCGCGACCGCGUCCAGCUCCAAGUAGAAAAAACGCAACGCACCAAGCCCGAAUGCCCCCGUCACGUCGCACGUAGCCGCGCGAGCGCGCGCGCCUCGCCUCGCCUCGCAUCCCCCAGCUAUCGACGCGAGCGAAGCAAACGCGUACGAGGCGAAGGCCGGCGACGACCAUGUCGUCGCGGGCGCCAGCGCCAGCCAGCACCAUGCUGCGCGCGGCAGGGAGCACGGGGGACCUGUGGGCGAAGGGGGCCGAGCUGGAGCGGGACUUCGCCGGGUACAAGCGGCGGCUCGCCGAGAGGAGGGCGCAUGCCGCCGCCGAUCGCGCCGGCGGCGCCGAGGACGAGCGGGAGGCGGAGGAGCGCGGCGAUGGGGACGUGGCCGGCCACGUGAGGGGGAGGAGGUACGAGGAGUACGUGAGGAGGAGGGACGAGAGGCUGCGCCAGGAGUGGCGCGCGCGCAUGGAGCGUAAGGAGGCCGAGAUGAAGGCGCUCUGGGCGCGCCUCGACCGUGCCGGCUCCCGCGGCCGACGCAGCGGCGACGGCGACCUCACGGCCGUCGGCCACGCCGCAGAGCAAAAGCCCUGGAAGUUGGAGGUGAAAGUGAAACCAAUCGCCCCUGUUACGCCAAGAUGCAGUCCAGCCACGAAGCUCGCGCGUCCCCGGACAAGCAUGCCACCGUCACCGGCGGCAGCCAGCCCGAGGCUGUCCACCCCCAGGCGGCGAUCGUCGCACCUGCACCGGGGCAUGCCGCAGGCGGAGCCACCCACCACCCCACGGAAGGAGAACAGGUUGCCACCGCCGUCCACCGCGGCGGCGGCGUCAGCCGCGACGCCGAGGCCAAGAAUGGCAUUGUCACGAAGCAGGAGCCUGCUCAAGGACCGCGGCUGCUCCUCCGUCAGGGAGAGCCCGAGGACGCCGCAGUUCCAGCCGCCGCGGUCGAGCUGCGAUAGCGUCAGUAACGUGAAAGAACCGCCUCCGCCGCCGGACGCCGAUGCCAUUGCCGUGAUGCAGAGCGGUCCCUGUUUCAGUGAGCAUGCCGUUCUCGCCGACCUCAAGAAGGCUUCUGCCGUUGCUCCCGAGCCGUUUCGUCUUAGGAGAUCAGGCAAUGGCUCCGAGGCCACAUCACCGCCUUUGGUGAUUCCCAGAGACGAACCUGACUGCAGCGAGAUUGCUCGGGCCGGUGGUGGCAAUGCCGAUGACAAAAGCAACGAUGAGGGUGUCGUUCAAUCUUCUGACAAGUUUGGGAGUGUAGAGAUCACCGGCGACUCCGACACCGAGCCAAGUUACGUGUACAUCAAGAAGGACAGCGAUGAUCAGGCACUGAAUAUUCCUGCAACAGCUUCAGACGCUGAGCCAACGUCUGAGGACAGGGACAGCGGCAAUGUCGAAGACGCCAUGGAAUCAUCAGACGCCAACGCCAUCGCCAUCGCCAGAGAAAGCCCGGUGGCUGACACAGAAGAAGCGUCCCGGAGGGCGAGCUCCGAAUCACUGUACUCAAACGUGCAGUCCUCUUUCUCCCAAAGAUCAGUGCUGAACACCUCGGCCACGGAUUCCCCGCUCCAGAGCCUGGCGUCAUGCAGCACUCCACCCACCGUGCCAUCGCCGGAAUCCGACGCCGCACGGAUAAGAAAGAACCCUGAAGAGGAGGAUCCCGAGAAGAGCCUACCGAUCCCGACCACUCCGAGAUGCAGCGUUACCGUUUCCAUCACCGUGCAGUCACCGAUGGAUGCGAUGACCGGACUCAAGCGGUUCCUGACCUUUGGCAAGAAACACGGUAAUGGAGGCGAGGCUGCGGUCGUCGUCGAGCGCGCGCCGCAUUCCCUGGCCUCUAGACCUCCGGUUGGUGAUGGCAGCAUGAGUGGACGGCCAUCGGGUGAUUCCAUCAAGGCGAGAUUGGGCUCCUACGAUGCUGCUGCUGCUGCUACAGAUGAUCUGGACAACAGUUAUGUCAUCUCUCCACACGUUCGAUCCUUGCAAAGCUUUGUGCCAUCUUACCCAGCAAAUGCAGAACUGAAGGAAGCAGUUCCGCACGUCAAAUCACCAAGAGUACAUCGAUCGUUCUUCUCGUUUUCAUCGUUCAAGUCUAGAGCAAACUGAUGCCGCGCACAGACUACGCAGUUGCUGUGCAUUUCAGAUUUGAGGGUUCGUUGCUGUACAUGGCAUUCUAAGAUUCUUGGUUCACCUGAUACGGCAAUCAGUGAUGUUUGGAUUCUGUAGGAUUACAGCGCUGCGGAUGACUGAAUUGUUGGUCAUAUGAGUCCUGAAUAUGGUGCCAAGUCUAAAUUUUUCUUACAUAAAACUUCUUGCAGUAAAAGAAGAUAAGUAAUAUUUUUUAUCCAUGCAGUCAAGCAUUUAAAAAAAUAUCAAUAUCUUUUAUGGAUAUUUAUAGCGAACAUAUAUGAAAGUAAUAUGUGCAGACACUGCAAAAGGAACAAUAUGUUUAGGUUUGCUUCAAAAACAUAUCGAUAUAAUUUUAU
Phragmites australis (common reed) is the source of this 2513-nucleotide messenger RNA. Its product is annotated as flocculation protein FLO11-like. The record is from RefSeq and is a predicted model, not a curated record. Lineage: Eukaryota; Viridiplantae; Streptophyta; Magnoliopsida; Poales; Poaceae. The coding region runs from base 208 to 2133 and encodes 641 amino acids. The transcript has 4 exons.